GACCCGGAGCAGAGGCUGUGGGAGGCUGAGUGCGGGGAGCGAGCCCUGCAGGGCUGCCUGGUCCGCCUGGAGGAGCAGAACCGACAGCUCGCGGAGAGCCAGUCCCAGGAAGGUAGCACAGCGCGGAAGGAGCGGGAGGUGAUGCUGAGGCUGAAGGAGGUGGUGGACAAGCAGAGGGAUGAGCUUCGUGCCCAGGCUCACGAGAUCAUCUGCAAGAGCCGGGACACGGAGGCGCUGCAGGAGCAACUGCACCGCUUCAUGGCCAUGAACGAGGAGCUGCGUCACAAGGUGGCCGUGGUGCAGGCUCAGCUCAAGAGCGCCCUGGAGAAGAAGUCGGACCUGGAGGCUGCCAUGCUGCAGACCCAGAGGGAAAUGAGCAGGAGGAGCAGGGCCACCUCUGAGAGUCAGCAGCCAAAGCCCAGCCUGGUGAGUCUGACCUUUGUGUGGAGGCUUCGGGGUCUCUGCUUGCCCGCUGACUCCCUUUCUGCCCCCCAGGAAGAAGCAGCAUCGCCCAUGGAGGAGCCCCAGCACCAAGGUUCAGAUGUGGGCAGCAGCCCUGCUCACUGCUGCUUCUCCAAGGAAGAGCUGCAGCAGAUCCUGCAGGAGCGGAACGAGCUCAAGACCAACCUGUUCCUGGUGCAGGAGGAGCUGGCUUAUUACCAGCGGGAGCUGCUGAACGAAAAGAGAGUUCCCAGCUUCUUCUUGGAUGCAAUGAAGUCAAAUAUCAAAAGACAGAGAAAAAAAAUCAGAGCUAAAAUGCUGGGAACGACGGAGGAGUCGGCGAGCAGCGGUGACGAGGAGGGCUCCUGGCUCCCAGCCCGCGGCGCAGGCUGCGCGGAUCCUCAGCCUCCCGAAUCCAACAUCAGGAGCUU
Merops nubicus (carmine bee-eater) is the source of this 872-nucleotide messenger RNA. RefSeq names its product Rab interacting lysosomal protein (gene RILP). NCBI's taxonomy places the organism in Eukaryota, Metazoa, Chordata, Aves, Coraciiformes, Meropidae. Gene Ontology annotation, biological process: cilium assembly. The annotation marks the transcript as partial. The record is from RefSeq and is a predicted model, not a curated record. Gene Ontology annotation, cellular component: ciliary basal body; cytoplasm. The transcript has 6 exons. Gene Ontology annotation, molecular function: protein dimerization activity.